GGUACUUGGAUAAGUUAGCCUUCUGCUAACUCCGCAAUGGACAAUGUCCCCGGUUUUUGCUCCUCAGUCGCUCCUGAAGAAAACGGACCAGAAACCUGCGACAGCUCCUCCAUGGAAGACGGACUCGUCGACGCUUUUGGAGACCUGGCCGCCCUCCCGGUCGAGGUCGGCGAGAGAAGACCGACGUGUUUACGGUGCCGUCGCCCUCAGAAGGUGUGUCUCUGUCCUUUUCUUCCACCACAACCCCUGGAGGUCUCCACAUGUCUGUACGUAGUGCAGCAUCCCGCAGAGGAGAGCAGAGUACUUCGCACAGUGCCUCUACUCGCUGCUUGUUUGCCACAAGGAAAAUGCAAUGUCAUAAUUGGAAGGAGAUUCAACGAGGAAAAGCACCCAGAGCUGGCUGCGGUGUGUCGGGACAGCAGGACGCUCAUCUUGUACCCAGGCCCCAAUUCCCAGAACCUGGAGGAGUUGGUGAAAUACCAGGAAGUAGGAACUGUAAAACAUAAUGUCAUCAUCAUAGACGGCACCUGGAGCCAGGCUAAAAACAUGUUCCUCAAAAACAGCAUGUUCCACCUCCCUAAACAGGUGCAGCUCAAUAGGACUCUGUCCAGUCAGUACGUGAUCCGCACACAGCCCUCCAACAUCUGUCUGUCCACGCUGGAAUGUGCUGCUGUCGCUCUGUCCAUCCUGGAGCAGAAUGACGACAUCCAAGAGGUUCUGCUCAGGCCCCUGAAAGCCCUGUGCUCCUUCCAGCUGCAGCACGGUGCUCAGAUUCAUCACAGCAAGGAGCAUCUACUGAAGAACGGCAUGUACGACAAACCCAUGCCCAAGAACAAACGCAAGAUAAAGAGGAUGGAGAAACUCGUCACUGACCACAACAUCUGCCCAAGAUGAAGGAGGGACUGAGCAGAGAAAAGAGGCUCCACUCAUCUCUGUCACUGCACAGGACUGUAGCAUCAGCUUGUAGCAGCAUUGGGGAACAGCAGGCAUGGAAACCAUUGGACUUCUUGGGAUUUUGUUUCUUUUUUAUACAUAUAUAUAUAUAUAAAUAUAAAUGCUGGAAGCUGAUAGGUGUAAUUUAUGUAUUUGUUAUUAAUUUUAAUGAAAUUAAUGACAAAUUAAAGCUGUAGUUGAAGUGUCAUAGUGUGACAAUA
Molecule: messenger RNA, 1154 nt
Organism: Seriola dumerili (greater amberjack)
Lineage: Eukaryota; Metazoa; Chordata; Actinopteri; Carangiformes; Carangidae
Gene: dtwd2
Product: DTW domain containing 2
Exons: 6
Coding region: 37-894 (285 amino acids)
Source: RefSeq, a predicted model, not a curated record